AUGAUUGCUAUGAUUCAUGAUAAUACUCAAUGGCCACUCAUUGAUGUUGCUGGUAUAGAACUUGCAUCAGGAAGGAAGCAUAAACUUGCUUACAAAAAGAAGAUAAUCCAGUUUUUACCUCCUCCUUAUACAGAGUGUACAAAUGAAGUACCGUUUGAGAUGCAAGCAAUGUUCGAUCGAUAUGGAGAUGCAGAUUAUAGAUAUUCACAAGGCGUCUGUAACUUACUUUGCACUCAGACAUAUAUCUAUGAACAAUGUAAAUGUGUAAAUCCACAAGAAUGGUCAGCUCGAUUAAUGGCUGCUCCUAAUGGAAAUACAACUUUUGAAGCACCACUUUGUAAUUAUGAUGAUGAAUGCUACUUGGAAGCUACUGUUAGAUUAUCCAGUUCAACACGACUUUGGAAUCAGUAUUGUUCACAUUGCACUCACGAAUGCUCCAAAGUUGAUUUUAUAAUUACAACAUCAUCGGUAUCAGCUCCAUCUAUUGAAUAUGCGAAUCUAUCUAAGCCAAUUGUUGAAUCUCGACGUAAACAAAUGCCUAAAAACUGGUCAACGAAUUGGCUAGCAGAGUUUCAGAAGAACUAUGUUGGGUUAGAAGUUAUUUGUCAAGCAACUGAAGUAGAAAACUACAUACAAGAGCCUUCAAUUAGUCCAAUUGAUGUUCUUUCCAAUGUAGGUGGCCAUACUGGAUUAUGGAUUGGAAUUAGCUUUUUGUCACUGAUGGAGGUCGUUGAAAUGCUCUAUCGUUUUCUUCGGUAUCAAAUACAUGUCAUGAAACAAGCUAUACAAAACAAAAUCAAGAAAGAACAGCAAAUUAAUGGAUUCACAAAGCAAUGA
Molecule: messenger RNA, 837 nt
Organism: Rotaria sp. Silwood2
Lineage: Eukaryota; Metazoa; Rotifera; Eurotatoria; Philodinida; Philodinidae
Source: the annotation of a GenBank genome assembly